AUCUGUCAUGACGGGUUGUCGUGGCUGUCAAGUGUAAAUUCAUCAAGACAAGAAUCAAGAUCAAUAAUCCUGAAGUGAGCGUUUUGGAGAAGAUAAAACAUGGACUUCCAGAACAGGCCUGGAGGGAAGACCGGGGGAGGAGGCGUAGCCUCCUGGUCGGAGACGAACAGAGACCGGAGGGAAAGGCUCCGGCAGCUUGCUUUAGAGACAAUCGAUCUACAAAAGGACCCCUAUUUCAUGAAAAAUCACUUGGGAUCGUAUGAAUGUAAACUAUGUCUCACCCUGCACAAUAAUGAGGGCAGUUAUCUGGCCCAUACGCAAGGCAAGAAACAUCAAGCCAACUUAGCAAGGAGAGCUGCAAAAGAAGCUAAAGAUGCUCCAACUAUGCUUCAGCCUGAGAAGCCGAGGGUAGAGCCGAAAAAGUUUGUCAAAAUUGGCAGACCUGGUUACAGGGUUACAAAGCAAAGGGAUCCAGAUAAUGGUCAGCAGAGCUUGUUAUUCCAGAUUGAUUAUCCAGAAAUAAAUGACAGUAUCCUGCCUCGACAUCGUUUCAUGUCAGCUUAUGAGCAGAAAAUAGAGCCUCCAGACCGCAAAUGGCAGUAUCUACUUUUCGCUGCUGAACCAUAUGAGACCAUAGCAUUCAAGGUCCCAUCUAGAGAAGUUGAGAAGACUGAUACUAAGUUUUGGACACAUUGGAAUAAGGAUACCAAGCAGUUUUUCUUGCAGUUUGCUUUCAAAAAUGAGAAUAAAAGGACAGUUAACACAGUCGUUCAACGACAUCCUCAGAUGAUCGGUUCUGUACCACCGCCUCCAAUGCUGCCAGUUCCUCCGCCACCAAGACCACCAAUGUUCAAUCCCAUUCCACCGCCGCCGCCUUUGAUGAGAGCUGUUAUGCCAGUGCCACCACCACAUUAAUAAGUUUCAGAAUGAAAAAUGAAAAAUAUAGGCUAUAAUUUGUAGUUUACUGUG
Molecule: messenger RNA, 969 nt
Organism: Acanthoscelides obtectus
Lineage: Eukaryota; Metazoa; Arthropoda; Insecta; Coleoptera; Chrysomelidae
Source: the annotation of a GenBank genome assembly